AUAAAAGCGCUGCCCUCGCUCAGUGCUGGCAUCCGCCGCUCCUGCCUCGCUCUGCUCAGGAAAAGGGCUCAGCUCUCUCCAACAAAGAUGUCUUGCUACGACCUGUGCCCACCAAAAACCAGCGUCGCUGUCCCGCAGCCCAUUGCCGAGAGCUGCAACGAGCUGUGCGCCCGCCAGUGCCCCGACUCCACGGCCUUCAUCCAGCCGCCCCCCGUCGUCGUCACCUUCCCCGGCCCCAUCCUCAGCUCCUUCCCCCAGCAAGCCGUGGUGGGCUCCUCCGGAGCACCGGCCUUUGGGGGCUCCCUGGGGCUGGGGGGCCUCUACGGUGCCGGGGCCACGCAGGGCUCGGGGGGCCUCUGCACCUUUGGCAGACCCUACGCUUCUCCCGCCUGCAGCCCUUGUGUCUUGCCCCGCUACACCAGGAAGCUGUGGGACACCUGUGGGCCCUGCUAGACCCUGACCCAAAGCCCCUGGCACAGCCCUUGGGACACUCAGACUCACUCCUCACCCCUUUCUCCCCUCCUUACCCUCUCUCCAUGACCCUCCUCCUCCUCCUUACUCCCGACCAUGCCCAGAUGCGCACCAUCGUCCCACAGGCAUGUCUCUGCAAUGACCACCGCCUGCGAGAAGCCUGAAGGAGCACCUUACUCAAAGCCUGCAGGGACAACCUGCGUGCCUCCCUCGUACGUGGCUUUCUCCAGUGGCCGCUUUCCUGCACUGCAAUAAAAGAAGCCUGCAAUCCA
Molecule: messenger RNA, 743 nt
Organism: Phalacrocorax carbo (great cormorant)
Lineage: Eukaryota; Metazoa; Chordata; Aves; Suliformes; Phalacrocoracidae
Source: RefSeq, a predicted model, not a curated record